AUGGAACUCACUGACAAGCGAAAACUCGACUUUGGACCCGAUGGCGAUGAGCCUUCGCCUAAGAAAAGAGUGAUUGGCCCCUCAUUGCCCCCACCCCAGCCUUUGGACGCCCCCGAGAGUAGCAGCAAAGAUGCGCAUUCCGACUCCAACUCCGACAGCGACAGCGACAGCGACGAUGACUUUGGGCCCGGCCUACCACCAUCACUCGGUGGUGCCCAACCGGCUAGGCAGUUCUCUGAACAGCAGGCUUCUCAGAUAUCAGAAACACAGAAGAAAGAGAGCCAACGAGAUGAAUGGAUGCUUCACCCACCCAGCCAGAGCGACUGGGCCUCGAAAAUCGACCCAACACAACUUCGGAACCGAAAAUUCCAGACGGGCAAGUCCGCCCGCUCAUCUACUUCCAAACAAGUGGAUGCCACAUGGAUAGAGACGCCAGAGGAGAGAAUGCGACGGCUUGAGGACGAAAUGCUAGGCGUUGGUGCUCCUUCAAAAAGCGAGGGGCAGCGUACUCCGAGCUCGACAAAUCCAGCCCGAGCCAAGGAGAUGGAAGAAAAGAUCAAGAAAUUCAAUGAUCAAUCUGGCACGAACACCCGCCUCGAUAAAGAUCAACCAGCUCGGAAGGAGGAAGAGGACGAUCCAAGUUCGCGUGCUUUUGAUCGAGAGAAGGAUAUGGCGGUCUCGUCAAAAAUCACAAAUGCGCAACGUCGAGAAAUGAUAAACAAAGCGAGUGACUACAGCUCGCGCUUUUCGAAAGGGAACUAUCUCUAG
Penicillium canariense is the source of this 768-nucleotide messenger RNA. RefSeq names its product GPALPP motifs-containing protein 1. The coding region runs from base 1 to 768 and encodes 255 amino acids. The transcript is spliced from 2 exons. The record is from RefSeq and is a predicted model, not a curated record. NCBI's taxonomy places the organism in Eukaryota, Fungi, Ascomycota, Eurotiomycetes, Eurotiales, Aspergillaceae.